AAACAAAAAAACAAGCCUCCACCUCUCUCGAUCCGCACCGUCAUGCCCACCCGGAUGUCACCGCAGCACACUCGCGAAUAGUUGUUUAUUUGUCAGUAAAUAAAGAAAAGAGAUUGACAAGGGAGAUAAAUAAUUGAGGGUGAAAAUGCAGCUAUCCUACUGCGCAUCCCUGGUGGUGAAUAGGGAAAUAGUGCGUCAGUGUCCCGUCUGAGAGGAGGCGUCGAUCAUACAAGCUCCGGAGCCUCUCCUCCUUUUUAGUAUUCCGCAACCAAAAUCAUCCUUUGAAACAUGGUGUCUCUUUAGCAGUGAGGUCAUAUCCAGAUUCCCCCUCGUUCUCGUCAUCGUUUCUUUCCUCAAAGUAUCCAGCUGCCCGCCCGCUCACCUCCCACAGACUCUCUAUGUGAAAAGGAUCCAAAAUAUUCAAAGCAAUCCCUCUACCAGCCGCUCAAAUCCCGGCAACCCCCACCUCACUCUUCGACCCGCCCGUCCGUCUUCUGCGAGUGGCCUCCUAGACUCUAUCAGGGGAGCCCCCAUGGCCUCUCCCAAACUGGGCCUAUCAGCCACCACAACCUCCUCAUCGUCAUCAUCUUCUGCAUCCAUGUGUCCUCCACACCCAGGAAGCCCCAGCCGAGUACCCGAGGGUCCCCCGAGCCCCGUCACUCCGACAACUAGUCCAGGCGUGGCGUCGGCCUCAGCCGCUCCCACUCGGGCCCAGUUGAGUCUGGCUCUUAUUUUAGAAGAGCUCCGGGUGCUUCAGCAAAGGCAGAUUAACCAGAUGCAAAUAACAGAGGAGAUCUGCAGACAGGUACUUCGUCUGGGUGGGGCAACUUAUUCUCUCGACACGCCUUCUCAGCAUCUUCUUCCACCCCUACCUCAACUCUGUCUGGAAGACAAACGGGCCAGCAGCCCAACGAGUCAAACUCCUGCCACCGAGCCUUCCGCAAGUGUGGCUCCUCUCCUGGCCUGUUUUUCAACCUUACUUCCCUCCCAAGUGGCCAGCAAACCUUCCAAAUCAAACAAUGCCUUGUCUCAAAUCCUGCAAACGUGCAAGCCGCAAAUGGAAGCCACAGGUGCAGACGCGGGGCUAAAUAGUUACCUGAGAGUCAACACGCAAUCUUCCGACCAUUCCGCAUCUUCAACCGCUGCCAUGACUUCCUCCGCCUAUCCACUGGCUUUAUCCUUGGCUCUACCGAGCCAUUAUUUCAAUGAGAAACCUCCAAAUGAUAUCUCCAUGACUGAGCACGGCGGCAAGAGCUACCUAAACACGGCCCUCUCGUCGGUAUCCCCAAACGCACAAUCUGCUUUGCAAUCCCUCUCUGCAGGGGCCAACCUCUCAUCUACCUCUUCCUCCGGCAGUACUAGCCGUCUCCAGCACGCUUGCCGCUUUUGCGGCAAGGUUUUUAGCGGGGACUCGGCCCUGCAGAUACAUCUCCGAUCACAUACCGGGGAGCGGCCCUACCAGUGUCCCGUGUGCCUGAGUCGCUUCACCACCAGAGGCAACCUCAAAGUGCAUUUCUUACGCCACCGUGAGCAAAACCCAGAGCUCUCCCUUUCGCUCCUUCCACCAUCUUUGUUUGGCGUGGCUUUGCGGCCCACUGCGUCCACAGAUAUGAGUCCGACUAGUAGCAACAAUAGUGCUUUGAAGAUGUCGGACAAGAAGCCAAAAGGCCGGCCUGAGGACGACGUUUAUGGAAAUGACAUGGAGGUCCGUGGUAGCAACAGUGGGUUCCCUCUAGGGGCAUCUGGGGGGUCCACCCCUUGCACGUUACCCUUGGCUCCAAGUGUGGAUCUGGCUUUGAUUUCACAUUCCUUGCUUCAGCUUAAUAGGGCAGCAGCUGUAGCAGCUGCAGUCUCAAUUGCCUCUGGCUCAUCUUACUCGUCCCCCUCCACCUCCUCGGCCGCCUCGUCUUCUUCGCUAGCCACCUCCUUACUUUCAAAUGCGACGUUAUCGUCGCCGUCUACCAUCGCGGGGUUGCUGAAGGGUUCCAAGCACUCCAAUAACUCUGAUGAAAACACCCCCCCUCAAGCUCCCAUGCUUUCUCCUGCCGCUUACUCCCAGCUAGCCCACCUGCCUAAGCUUCUCUUCCCAUCAGGUUCCUCCAGCUCUACCUCAAGCGUGCCACACUCAACACUGCACCCGGCUUUGGGCUUGCUCUGCAACCCGUUACCCUCAAAUCCAGGUUCCCACCAAGGAGCCUCUUCCAGCUUCUCAAACAUGACUUUCCCUUUCUCUCCAUUUCAUAAACCCGUCAGCACUGCCGCGUCCUCUCUAGCUAUCUCUACACCUACAUCGGAAACUUCCAAGUUGCAGAGGCUGGUGGAGAAGCUGGAAAAGACAGCCUCUCAGUCAACUUCCCCAUGGACUUCUUCCGCUAUCUCCACCUCCGCCAUGGAGGCGCAAUCAAGCGAUAGCAGCACUUCUACCACAUAUAUCAUGGCAGCUCCACCCUCCUCUACCCCGGUGGUCUCCACGUCCGUUUCAAACUUCACUCGACAGAUGGUCGCUGCCCUCGGCAUGGGCGUCAAUAAUGCAAGUGCCAUUGCAGGGGGCUUGCUACCAGCGCUGAGCAUCACAGGUGCAGCCAACAGCUUGGCAAGCAAUCAAUGCGGCGUGUGUCUUCGGGUUCUGAGCUGCCCCAGAGCGCUGCGCUUGCACCAAGCCACGCACCUUGGAGAGCGCCCUUUCCCAUGCAAGUUGUGUGGAAGAUCCUUCUCAACCAAAGGCAGCCUCCGCUCGCAUCUGGCAACCCAUCAUGCUCGGCCCCCCAACGCUCGCGUCCACAAUUCGUGCCCGCUUUGCCAACGUAAAUUCACCAAUGCUCUGGUACUCCAACACCAUAUUCGUAUGCACCUUGGAGGUCAACUGCCCCCGGUAGGCACUGAUGAUUCUGCCUGUGAGAUGACAGCCCAAUCGAAUGCUAAACAACCCGAGUCCAACAUGGGCGAACAAAGCAAUGCCAAGAGUAAAACACCUCAACCUGGUAACCUGACAAGCCUAUCCCCAAGUCCACAAUUUCAAAACGUCGAAACGGACUUAUGUCCUACUUCCGAUGCUCAAUACGCCGCGACGACGACCAAAUCUGGCUUUUGUAGCGCAGACCUCAACCCCCCCAGUGACCUUAGCCCCGACCCCUUCAUGAAUAGUGCAACCCGAACUCCACCAGAACCCACGGAUGAGCCUCCUUUCCUUUGUGCAAGUGCCCCCCUGCCACUCACCCAGCAAACGGACGAAUUUUCCCGUAUCGACAAAGACGACAGAAGUGAGCAACCCUCCGGGGAUCUGCUCUCCAAAUCAUCUUCACCUGUUUCCCAAACCACUGGACUGCAUGACGUUAUGGCCGUGGACUGUGAUGAAACAGUCACUAUCCCCCCCGCCAGAUCAAAUCCGCAGGAACAACAAAGCACACCUCCUACCUUUGCUUACAACUGUCCGAGUACAAUUGCUUCUUCUUCAACACAGAAUCAAGAUGUGACUCCACCUGUAGGCAUUCCAGCCCCCGAUCCAGGCCUAGUCUCCUGUGGGGUCCAAUCACCUGGACCUAGGGAAGACGACGGAGAUGAGUUUUGUACUCCGACAACACCAACGCGAGCAGAAGUGCCUGAGGAAUACCCCCAAAUGAUGUCAGCCUCAGAAAGUGCAGAAAGUAGUCAAGGAAGUGAUGCACUUAGGGCUUCCGCUUUCACAAGGGACCCAGGUCAGAACUUUAAUUUUGCCUCAUAUGACAGAAACAACCAAAUAGACGGUGUGAAUAAGAUGAAUGCAUCUACUCCAAGUGAAGCACCGGAGGUUUCUGUUCCUCUCAGCCUAGCCCCGACUCUCCCAUCUCCAAUAGCUCGCCCCGAGAAGAAGACCUAUUGCUGUGCUGAAUGCGGAAAAGCAUAUGCUAGUCGCAGCGGACUGAAGGGACAUAUGAAGCACCAUGGUGUCGUCACCAAAGCAACCCGCUCUUUAGCCCGCAGUAGUCGUUCAUGUGCUGACCAAGCUCAGUCAUCGAUAGGAGGUUCCCUGACCAUUCCGGCCUCCACAAGUGCAGCGGGUUUCUGGAACCAGUACCAAGCCUUCCUCAACAACAGUCCUGGGUCAACCGAUGAUACUCCUCCGACCAGCCAGGAAAUAAACGAGCCUGCAAAAUCCCCUUUGCAGUCCGAGCUGGAAAAGGGAGCGCCCGAUGAAGCGGGAGAUGAAUGAACUUGAAUGCCUGAAUAGUGCUUCUUUACCUUCAUGUAGCUUUGUCAUUUUGAUAGUCACAGUGAUGUUUGUUUGUGAAAGUUGUGAGUCAAUGGGUUUGGUCUUAUUGCAAAAAACAGACAUAUUGUAUAUCACACAAAUGCAAUUAUUCAAGUAAAUCUGUUGUCAGUAAUUGCUGUGACAAGACUGGUGUUGACUAAUUAAGCGUAUCAAUGUUGUAUGUCAGAUCUGGUUUGGUUUUCUGUUCGACACUGAAAGGUAUAACGUCUACCUCAGGUACGGUUUUCAAAUCUGACCUAUUACCAAGAGGCUCAAGCAAAAGAGACUUCCUUCAGAAAAAA
Molecule: messenger RNA, 4530 nt
Organism: Syngnathus acus (greater pipefish)
Lineage: Eukaryota; Metazoa; Chordata; Actinopteri; Syngnathiformes; Syngnathidae
Gene: sall2
Product: spalt-like transcription factor 2
Exons: 3
Coding region: 533-4189 (1218 amino acids)
Biological process (GO): regulation of transcription by RNA polymerase II
Cellular component (GO): nucleus
Molecular function (GO): RNA polymerase II cis-regulatory region sequence-specific DNA binding; DNA-binding transcription factor activity, RNA polymerase II-specific
Source: RefSeq, a predicted model, not a curated record